This is a messenger RNA of Nerophis lumbriciformis (worm pipefish), 1572 nucleotides long. Lineage: Eukaryota; Metazoa; Chordata; Actinopteri; Syngnathiformes; Syngnathidae. The record is from RefSeq and is a predicted model, not a curated record.
UUUAUAGGCCAUGAGGGGCAACCAGACCUUUACCAAGUCAGCGAGGGUCACCUCCUGAUGCUCAAGUGUCCCAAAGUGAGCGGUCACGUUCACGGCAACAUCACUUGGGCGCGGGAAGGAGACGCCGCCGGGACAACGGCAUCUCUGCCCUCGGGCGUGGAAGUCAGGGACGGGAUUUUAUAUUUCCUGCCUGUGCUGACAUCCCAUAAUGGCACCUACAGCUGUGAGAGCACAAGGGAAAACAGAACAGUCAGAGUGGACUUUCGGGUGUCUGUGUUCACUGGACUUUGUCCUCCAGCGGCUGAGGAAAAGAGGUUCCCUCUGGGGGUCAUAAAAAGCCUUCCCUGCAAGCUGGAACAUGUCCUGCAACUAGACAACACCAGUAACACACGAUGGUUGAAGGACUGCCAUCCGGUGGAGCGAGUCGGAGAGCCCGCCAGAGUAAUCAACAACAACGACAUGAUGCUACGCAAGAUCACAUUGGAGGAUGGUGGCACGUACACUUGCCUGGUGGACGUCAGCAUCGACGGCAAGAACUAUACGUCGGCGCGCAGCAUCAAGCUGGAUAUCGAUGACUUCACAUUUCCAAGUGAGCCCAAGGUGAUACAGCAACAGGAAAAGGUGCUUGCCGUGAACCUGGGUGCACGUGUGGAACUGAAGUGCUUGGCCUUAGUGAAGCCUGAUAAAGAGUUGCUCGUGUUCUGGAUGGUGAACGGGACUUUCGCCGACGUUGACCCGGAGCUCCAGGAAUCCUUUCUCUCCAUUCAAAAGCAAAAUCAAACCUUCGGGGAGUCCACCUUGACCAUCUCCAGAGUCCUUCCUCGUUUCCUCAACGUUUCCAUUCGCUGUCGGAUCCAAAACUCUCAAGGGGCGGAAGACUGCUUCAUGCAGCUCAUAAAAGCCAAUCAAACCUGGUUUCACAGCGGCGUGGCAGUGGGCGUGGCUUCCCUGCUUUUAUUUCUUCUUCUGGUUUUGCUGUUGAGCUACUUCAAGGUGGAUGUGGUGUUGGCGUACAGGAAGAUUAGCGGAUAUUUUGUCAUUCAGCAAGAUGCAGACCAGAUUCCGUACGACGCCUUGGUGAGCGCAGUCCCCGCCUCAGGGACGAGCUGGAGCACUGCAGCCGACUUCGCCCUUCGGACGCUGCCCAGCCAGCUGGAGGACAGACACGGCUACCGCCUCUUCAUCGCGGGCCGAGAUGACAGCCCGGGAGAAGCCACGCAAGACGCCAUGGCGGCAGCCGUGCGCAAAUGCCACCGGCUAAUUAUUGUAGUGGCGUCGGCAGAGGAGGAUGAAGCCAGGGCGCGGCAGCCUUUCAACUUGGAGGAGCGGCAUCUGAGUUAUGAACAAAAGUUGGGGCUGUAUGACGCUUUAACGCGGAACACACCCACUGUCAUUCUCGUGGAAAUAGAUGGUCCUGUGGAUUAUGGGCACCUCCCGCAGUCUCUAGGUUUCAUCAAGAGGAGGCAGGGUGCGCUCAUAUGGAGGAAAAACAACAGCAACAGAGUUUUCUGGAAGAAGCUGAGGUUCCUCAUGCCCGCCCAAAGACGCUCCAGAGCACAUUUUGGGAACUGA